Molecule: messenger RNA, 3724 nt
Organism: Syzygium oleosum
Lineage: Eukaryota; Viridiplantae; Streptophyta; Magnoliopsida; Myrtales; Myrtaceae
Product: cellulose synthase A catalytic subunit 3 [UDP-forming]
Exons: 14
Coding region: 170-3412 (1080 amino acids)
Biological process (GO): plant-type primary cell wall biogenesis; cellulose biosynthetic process
Cellular component (GO): trans-Golgi network; plasma membrane
Molecular function (GO): cellulose synthase (UDP-forming) activity
Source: RefSeq, a predicted model, not a curated record
CUGGGACCUUUUUCAGGAAUUUUACUCGCGGAUCUGCGUGUUCACUGGAAAAGAAGUUGCUUCUGAAUGCGACAUUGGAGAUCUCUACAGCUUCUGCGGAUGCAACAUUUAGUUCGGAAUCAGUGAAGUCAUCCUCUGUUGGCAUCCAAGCUGAGGAGGAGCUAUUGCGAUGGAGUCAGAAGGAGAAACCGGGGGAAAGCCAAUGAAAAAUCUGGGUGGUCAAGUCUGCCAGAUCUGUGGUGAUAACGUUGGCAAAAGAGUUGACGGCGAGCCAUUUGUUGCUUGCGAUGUCUGUGCAUUUCCUGUCUGUAGGCCAUGCUAUGAGUAUGAGAGGAAGGAUGGGAAUCAGUCAUGUCCUCAAUGCAAAACCAGAUACAAGAGGCACAGAGGAAGUCCUGCUAUUCUUGGUGACCAAGAAGAAGAUGCUGAUGUUGAUGAUAGUGUGAGUGAUUUCAAUUACUCAGAAAAUCAAAAUCUAAACCAGAAGACUGAAGAGCGCAUCUUGAGUUGGCACAUGCGGUAUGGACAGAAUGAGGACGUGAGUGCUCCAAACUAUGAUAAGGAGGUUUCUCACAACCAUAUUCCUCGACUUACGAGUGGCCAAGAGGUUUCUGGGGAGUUAUCUGCUGCUUCACCUGAACACCUCUCUGUGGCGUCUCCUGAUGUUGGUGCUGGGAAGCGCAUCCAUUCUCUACCUUAUGUAGCCGAUGCUAAUCAAUCGCCUAACAUCAGGGUUGUGGACCCAGCGAGGGAAUUUGGUUCAUCAGGACUGAACAACGUUGCCUGGAAGGAGAGAGUUGAUGGCUGGAAAAUGAAGCAAGAGAAGAAUGUAGCUCCAAUGAGCACUGCCCAGGCUACUUCCGAAAGAGGAGGUGGUGAUAUCGAUGCCAGCACCGAUGUGCUUGUGGACGACUCUUUACUGAAUGACGAAGCCAGGCAGCCGCUUUCAAGGAAGGUCUCUGUUCCAUCAUCAAGGAUAAAUCCAUAUAGAAUGGUUAUAGUCCUGCGGCUUAUCAUUCUUUCCAUCUUUUUGCACUACCGAAUAACAAAUCCUGUGCCCAAUGCCUUUGCUCUGUGGUUAAUAUCUGUGAUUUGUGAGAUUUGGUUUGCAAUAUCUUGGAUAUUGGAUCAGUUCCCGAAGUGGUUUCCAGUAAACCGUGAAACGUAUCUUGACAGACUAGCCAUUAGGUAUGACAGAGAAGGAGAACCAUCACAGUUAGCUGCUGUUGACAUCUUUGUCAGUACUGUCGACCCACUAAAAGAACCUCCUCUUGUGACAGCAAAUACUGUACUCUCCAUUCUUGCUGUUGACUACCCAGUUGACAAGGUCUCAUGCUAUGUGUCCGAUGAUGGAGCUGCUAUGUUAACUUUUGAGGCCCUUUCUGAAACAUCAGAGUUUGCAAGGAAAUGGGUUCCUUUCUGCAAGAAGUAUAGCAUUGAACCUCGAGCCCCCGAAUGGUACUUCGCUCUGAAAAUCGACUACUUGAAGGACAAAGUUCAUCCAUCAUUUGUCAAAGAUCGCAGAGCUAUGAAGAGAGAAUAUGAAGAAUUUAAAGUCCGUAUAAAUGGACUUGUUGCCAAGUCACAGAAGAUUCCUGAGGAAGGAUGGAUUAUGCAAGAUGGGACACCAUGGCCAGGAAAUAACACAAGAGACCACCCUGGAAUGAUUCAGGUUUUCUUAGGGCAAAGUGGAGGUCUUGAUGCUGAGGGUAAUGAGCUGCCACGUUUGGUCUAUGUUUCUCGUGAAAAACGUCCGGGCUUCCAACAUCACAAGAAAGCUGGUGCUAUGAAUGCUCUUGUGCGAGUCUCAGCUGUCCUCACUAAUGGACCUUUCUUGUUGAAUCUUGAUUGUGAUCACUACAUAAACAACAGUAAGGCAUUGAGAGAAGCCAUGUGUUUCUUGAUGGACCCUAACCUUGGGAAACAUGUGUGUUACGUUCAAUUUCCACAGAGAUUUGACGGUAUUGAUAGAAAUGACAGAUAUGCCAAUCGCAAUACCGUGUUCUUUGAUAUAAACUUGAGAGGUUUAGAUGGCAUCCAAGGUCCUGUUUAUGUUGGAACUGGGUGUGUGUUCAAUAGAACAGCCUUAUAUGGUUAUGAACCUCCUCACAAGCCAAAGCAUAAAAAGUCAGGAUUCCUGUCUUCUCUCUGUGGUGGAUCACGAAAGAAAUCAAGAUCAAGUAAAAAGGGCUCUGACAAGAAGAAGUCUAGCAAACAUGUAGAUCCAACCGUGCCUAUCUUCAGCCUGGAAGAUAUAGAAGAGGGAGUAGAAGGUGCUGGAUUUGAUGAUGAAAAGUCGUUACUUAUGUCGCAAAUGAGCCUAGAGAAGAGGUUUGGUCAGUCUGCUGUCUUUGUGGCCUCUACACUUAUGGAGAAUGGUGGUGUUCCUCAAUCUGCUACUCCAGAAACCCUUCUUAAAGAGGCUAUUCAUGUCAUCAGUUGUGGUUAUGAGGAUAAAUCAGACUGGGGAAGUGAGAUUGGAUGGAUCUAUGGGUCUGUCACAGAAGAUAUUCUUACAGGAUUCAAGAUGCAUGCCCGUGGUUGGCGGUCAAUCUACUGCAUGCCAAAACGUCCUGCAUUUAAAGGGUCUGCUCCUAUUAAUCUUUCUGAUCGGUUGAACCAGGUGCUUCGAUGGGCUCUAGGUUCUAUUGAAAUUCUUUUUAGUCGCCAUUGUCCCAUCUGGUAUGGAUACGGUGGUAGGCUUAAAUGGCUUGAGAGGUUUGCAUAUGUCAACACUACCAUUUAUCCUAUCACUGCCAUACCUCUUCUGAUGUAUUGUACCCUGCCAGCUGUCUGCCUGCUGACAAACAAGUUUAUCAUUCCACAGAUCAGUAACAUUGCCAGUAUUUGGUUCAUUUCGCUCUUCCUUUCCAUUUUUGCCACUGGUAUCCUGGAGAUGAGGUGGAGUGGUGUUGGAAUUGAUGAAUGGUGGAGGAAUGAGCAAUUUUGGGUUAUUGGUGGAGUGUCGGCCCAUCUUUUUGCCGUCUUCCAGGGCCUGCUCAAAGUCUUGGCUGGAAUUGACACCAACUUUACUGUUACCUCCAAAGCAUCGGAUGAAGAUGGGGAUUUUGCCGAACUCUACAUGUUCAAGUGGACAACUCUUCUCAUCCCUCCCACUACACUCCUCAUCAUAAACUUGGUCGGGGUCGUGGCCGGGAUCUCUUACGCCAUCAAUAGCGGAUAUCAGUCGUGGGGUCCACUUUUUGGUAAGCUGUUCUUUGCAUUUUGGGUGAUCAUUCACCUGUACCCCUUCCUCAAAGGUCUGAUGGGACGCCAGAAUCGCACACCGACCAUUGUAGUUGUUUGGUCGAUCCUCCUAGCAUCCAUUUUCUCUCUUCUGUGGGUGCGUAUUGAUCCCUUCACGACCCAAGUGACUGGACCUGACGUCGAGCAGUGUGGAAUCAACUGCUAAUAAAAGUACACAGAUGGGGAAACUGUAAGAUCCGAAAUUGGUUACUCCCCACUAAGCUAAAGUUGUUAAGGUGAGGGUAACCUUUUUCCGUCAUUAGAGGUACCCACCUGGCUGGCUGCAAAGUGCAAUCUUGUUUGUUGUUGAUUGUAAGAUUUAUUUAUUUGUGGAUAGAUAGGCUGUGAGAGUUUUUGUUUCGAAGGUCAUAAGUUAAUGUGCAUUAGUUGGAGGAUCUGUAUUUUGGCUUCCCUUUGACUGCUGCCGAGACAGUUAAUGUAUUGUGCUCAUGAACAGCUGAUACAUUGUAUUUGCUCA